CCCACACCACACCAUACCUGGACCAGACACACGCCCACACGGCACUCUGUUUACACCCACACUCCUUAACCACCAGCCAAAGUUUCAGAUGCAGAUCAUCCAUAUGACCUCACUUCUUUGAGUCGCAUAUCGGCCGCAACCGCGGCUGGCCAGUCUUUAUCGUCGUAUUAUCUAUUGAUAAAUCUAUCCUUCGCCAGAGCCACUCGUUACUCACACCACUCUCACUAUUGCCUGAGGGGGAUCCUCUAUCCUCUCCCCUGCCACUCUCUUUCACAAUGCGCAGCGCCGCUCUCUCAUCGCUGUCGCAAACACUGCUUCUGCUCUCCAUCGCGUCGUCCACGCCGGCUCUCGUCGUCGCCGAUGGCACCGUAUGGGCCACUCCCCACGACAGUUACUCGUCGUCCGUCGGCGUGCUCGGCUGCAAGAUCAACACUGACCGCGUCGCGUACUGGCCCGGCUCUGUCGACUGCGACAACCUCUGCCUAUCCCUGACCUACGACGACGGCACCGACCGCCGCACCGUCAAGCUCUUGCGCGUCGACCAGUCCCAGGGUGCCUACGAUGUCAGCUACGACGCCUGGAACUACCUCUACACCGGCAAGUCUGCCAAGAAGGCCCCCGUCGCCGGUGGCCCGCUGCCCAUGGAGUACAAGGAGCUGCCCGCCGACGAGUGCAAGGACCUGCUCCGGACCAAGGGCAAGCGGCUGCCCCUCAGCGCCUCCAACAGCAUGAACUACCUCGCCAGCUGCCUCGGACAGCCCGACAGCUGGGUCGCCCGGAACUACGCUCUCUACAACACCCUCGACUCGAUAUGCUCCUGGGGCUACGACGAGGAGUGCGAAAUCGACUGGCCCGCCGCGAACCAGCCCACCUGCAAGCACGCCCUCGGCAUACCCAUCGAGCUGAAGGACGCGCCCGUCUACAACGUCCAGUACCCCUCGGGCGAUGUCGUCGUCGCCUCCACUGGCGAGAAGGUCUCCACCCCGAGCGAGAGCACGAGUCUGGCCGCCCCGACCCCGACCCAGAAUGGCGCCCCAGGCCGCGGAGUUAUGAUGCUGUCGAUGGCCGGGUCGCUGCUGUGGACGUGUCUGAUGCUGAGUUCGUGUUGAUGCGGACAGGAUCCCGAGUGCGAGGUUUUCAUUUUAUGACCUCUCUUCUUCUUUCUUGUUAUCAUUCUUCUUGUCUUUUUGUGGAACGUCGAUGCCAUCAUACGAGAUACCAUGUAUACCCCUCUAGCACCCCCUUACCCACGUCUUACGACAAUAAUGCCACAAUUCUAAUACCCUUUGUUCUUCCUACCAUCCGUCUCCGCAUGCUACCAAGGUGAUCCGCGCCGUUGACCGUUGAGAACCGACUCUCCAAGUCUAGACAAUGACUGAGACAGCUUCAUCUCGCAGAGACAACGGCCAAGGUCAUACCGCACUCUCAACGGGGGUCAUAUGCCAAACUCUUCGUCGUUCGAAUUUCCGAGCCCCCCGGAGGGCUGCUUGCUCUUUUUGUCUAAUGCUCUUACAGAAAUUUCUAAAAGACAACGCUUUCGCCAUGUAUGUAAUGAAAUCCAAUAUCACACCCGGCACACCCUGGGAUCGGAAGCUGUACGGCUCCCUGGACGACUUUCCCCCCAAACCAC
Molecule: messenger RNA, 1630 nt
Organism: Colletotrichum destructivum
Lineage: Eukaryota; Fungi; Ascomycota; Sordariomycetes; Glomerellales; Glomerellaceae
Exons: 1
Coding region: 276-1109 (277 amino acids)
Source: RefSeq, a predicted model, not a curated record